Helicoverpa armigera (cotton bollworm) is the source of this 661-nucleotide messenger RNA. It is a transcript of the gene mRpL23, whose product is annotated as large ribosomal subunit protein uL23m. Gene Ontology annotation, biological process: mitochondrial translation. NCBI's taxonomy places the organism in Eukaryota, Metazoa, Arthropoda, Insecta, Lepidoptera, Noctuidae. The record is from RefSeq and is a predicted model, not a curated record. Gene Ontology annotation, molecular function: structural constituent of ribosome. The coding region runs from base 144 to 596 and encodes 150 amino acids. The transcript is spliced from 3 exons. Gene Ontology annotation, cellular component: ribosome; mitochondrial large ribosomal subunit.
GAUUUGCAAUAGACUCAGAGUAUUAGCACAGCAUAGACAUUAUAGAAGUUACGUCACUCAACAAGAUUUUAAGGUUAGGAAAUAGAUCAACAGCUAAUGUAAAAUUAAAAAUAUUUAACUAAAAUAAACAAUUGAUAACCAAAAUGUCUACUCGCUGGUACCCAAUAUACCAAAGAGGCAACCCUCAGUUAAGGGUGUUCUUGCCUAACUUCUGGAUGAAACUUGUACGACCAGAGCCAAAGCAACUCCCUAAUGUAGUUCAGUUUCACUGCUCCAUGGAAAUGACCAAAUACGACAUGAAGAAUUACUUGGAGAAGAUAUACAAUAUCCCUGUGGUUGAUAUAAGAACUAGAAUAGCCUUAGGAAAAUUCCGAAGAGAUAUUGGUAAAGGGUAUAUUGUGAAGGAUGAUGAUGUCAAGAGUGCUUAUGUUGUAUUGCCCAAAGAUAUGAAAUUCGAAUACCCUAAUAUAUUUGGAAAAGAAAAAGAUGGAGAGAGAGAUGAAGAAAAAGCUUUGACAGAAGCUAAGAAAAGCUUCAAAAAUUACAUCGAACGCAAUAAAGACAGAACAGAUGUUCCCAGUUGGUUCUCAAUAUAAGUUAAAUAAGCCCAAAAGAUUAAUUUAUGUAGAUAUAAAUUUAGUAAUAAAAACUGUUAAUUUUA